Messenger RNA from Amoebophrya sp. A120, 2464 nucleotides. NCBI's taxonomy places the organism in Eukaryota, Dinophyceae, Syndiniales, Amoebophryaceae. The record is from the annotation of a GenBank genome assembly.
ACGUCUGCGGCCUAUAGCGUCUUCCGAAUCGCACUUCCGUCCGAGGAAAGUCUCUUCGCCAAGGCAACGGAGAAAUUCGCCGCCAACGGCCUUGCCACGGACAAGGAGCCCACGACGGACGUGACCAUCACUCGGCAUCUCGUGUCCGUCAAAGACAUCAUCGCCCAUGCAGACUACGUGCGGGCGCAGGACCAGCCGCGGGGCGGGAACGUUUUGUCCACCCGGGAUUUGCUGUCGCUCUCCCUAACGCCGGCGAAGGUGUGGGAGAAGGAGUUUUCCGCGCGGGAGAUGGGACCCGAUUUGGCCAUCGACCGCGGCUUCGAAGCGGGGGAAGCGGAAACCGCGAAACCGGUGCUGCAACUCGGACGGGGACUGCCGUUCGAGGAUAAUAAUUCCGCAUCAGAAGCAGACGAAGGGAGUAGUACAGCUGGACACGGCAAGGACAAUCCUCCGACACCGCCGGAUGAAGACGAUGACACAACAACCAGCAUUCCGGAAACCACGCAAUCGUUGGAGCAGAAGGCGCACCGCUUCGCGCAGCAACGCCGCUUGCAGCCAAAGCUUCUACCUCGGCAGCACUGUUUGGUGAUGGUGUUCGGACAGUACCGAGCGGUGAUUUGGCGGUCCGAAGCGUUGCUCUUCGGCGCCGAGCAGCCGGAGAUGCGGCAGCUCGCGCUGGAUCUGAAAGCUUCUGUAGAAUCCAGGUAUCGAUACCGCGCGCCGCAAAACGAGCUGGCGGUUUUUUCUGGUAGCGGUGGCUCAUCGGACCCUUCUGGAGGAGGCGCUUUAUUCGGUGGUGCAAACGGAAAUGGCAAUCAUCAAUCCGCGGAGGGCGGGCGAAGUUCGACGUUUCGGGCCGAGCGGGUGGAGAGAGAUUUCGAAGUCGUCGUGGUGCAGCACCUGCUGGAUCACGUGUGCAACGCCUGGGAGAGGCGUUUGCUGUUCUACCGACCGAUUCUGUCCCAGAUCAGCAAGUCGCUGGCCGGGAUCGUCCACAGCGAGGACGGGGACGACUUGCUGUUCCGAGUGUCGAAUCUCCUUCCCCUCCGCGAUUCCCUCGGUUCCUUCACGAUGCAACUGCAGGACGCGAUUGGGGCGCUGGAGACGACCGUCUCGAGCGACGAGGCCAUGCUUUCGAUGUUGCUCACCGAGAAGUCCUUACUCGGGGCGGAACGACGGCAGCUGCACGUGCAGCGCAUGAAAAGCGCCCAGUAUGGGUGGAAGGAGGGGGAAGGCCGGUUCGCGGACGACGCGGCGACGGGUGCGGAAAUAAAUGCUGCUCCGACGACGACCGUCACGCGGACGAAGAGCAAAUCGAAUGUCCUAGGCGACGAAGUGCUGGCGAGCAAGGGCGUGGGCGGGAGCAAGAAGACAACGGCGAAUUAUAAGGCGGGUUCAUCUUCUAAAUCAGCGACAUCAGGUCCGCCUCUGUCUUCGGCCGCAACCCCCGCCGUCGACCCUGACAAUUUAAACACGAUCCAGAGGAACAUGGCGUUGGCCGUUGCAAGAAAGGUUUCUACCGUAGAAGACGAUCUCGCGAUGAUUGACGCGCGGUACCACACGACGAUUGAAAUUAUGCUGGAGGAGUUCGCCCGGCAGCUGAACGGAGUGUUGUCCGAGGUCUUGUACAUGCAAAAGCGGCUGGACGCGAAGCAGGAACUGGUCACGGUGUCCAUGAGCAGUUCCCGAAAUCAAAUUUUGCGGUUAAAUCUCUACUUGUCCAUCGCAGGGUUGGCUUGCAUGGUCCCAACAACGAUCGCCGGGUUUUUCGGGAUGAAUUUGGACAACGGGAUCGAUUUCCACCUGGUCCCGUACAUUUUCGAAAUUGUCACUGUCUCGAGCUCAGGAAUUGGGUUACUUGCAGCGCUCUACUGUUUUCGGUAUUUGAAGCGGUCCCACCAGGGGCGCAACAACCAGGACCGGAUACGGCAGUUGAAAUCCUACGGCAGACUCUUGGAGGACUUGGACGCCUUGGACCGGGCUUUUCUACACGGCAUUCUACCAAGAUUAGAUGCCGGUAUGGCGGCGCAAAGUUCUAUGCAGUCAAAGCUAUCGGGGGCACCGCCUGUUACGUCGAAUCAGCAAUUAUCCGUCGCGGAUUUCCGAGAAAUCUUUCAGCAGGCCAGGCCGGAUAUACCGGUGUCAGAGGAAGAGGCACAGCUGGUGUUUGACAUGUUCGACGUCGAUCGGUCGGGCGCACUGGAGUCGGGGGAGCUGGAGAGCUUAAGGCCAAACAAGCGCGGAAGGGGUUGAGAAACAAGGGAAGUAGUGCAUAGCAUUUUGCAAAUGAACCGUGAAAAUAUGAUAGUAUAGAAAUCUAAAUUACGUCGCUCUGAAGAUUCUAAAUGAUGUGAUGCUACCGCCACUGGCACUGCCUGCACUAUGACGCACUACGAAUCGUGCUUGGUACUUAUUGCUGGCUGCAGCUGCAAUUGACGUACGUAGUAUUGUUGCGUCACAGAGG